AUGUCACAAAGUCUAUUCUCAUCACCACUGCUUCGUAAUGUCGCCAAUGUGCUUCCCUCGGCCUGCCGCUGGAGUUCAAGUUCGACCGCAGCGAUGAGCGCUUUCGCCUCCCAGCGCGCCUCCCCUUCCCACAAUCAGACCCCUAGAGCCUCGAUCCGACGUCGACUACCCAACCGCCUGCGAUUCCUGGAGGAACAAAAAGCCCAGGGCGAGAGUCGAGCUCUUGAGAAGUUUCAGACUCGUGACUGGAAGGCUGGUGAUGUCUAUGCUCCUCACGAUCUCAGCCCGGCCGAGAUGAAGAAAUGGGGCAAACGCAAGAGCCCUUCGCGUGAUGCUUUUGAUGCUUUGAACUUGAACCCAUUGGAGCUGUACAGGAAUUUCUCGAUCAUGUCCGAAUACGUGUCUCCCCUCGGCCGGAUCAAGUCCCGCGACCAGACUGGUUUACGACCAGUCAACCAGCGCAAGAUUGCUAAGGCGAUCCGUCGAGCCAUGGGCCUCGGUCUCAUGCCAUCAGUCCACCGACACCCUGAAGUUCUUGCGGCAGACAUGAAGGCCAGGUUGGACAACUCGUUCCGGUAG
Messenger RNA from Penicillium diatomitis, 579 nucleotides. RefSeq names its product mitochondrial 37S ribosomal protein bS18m. The transcript has 3 exons. The record is from RefSeq and is a predicted model, not a curated record. Gene Ontology annotation, cellular component: mitochondrial small ribosomal subunit; ribosome. Gene Ontology annotation, biological process: mitochondrial translation. The coding region runs from base 1 to 579 and encodes 192 amino acids. Lineage: Eukaryota; Fungi; Ascomycota; Eurotiomycetes; Eurotiales; Aspergillaceae. Gene Ontology annotation, molecular function: structural constituent of ribosome; small ribosomal subunit rRNA binding.